Molecule: messenger RNA, 6889 nt
Organism: Lepisosteus oculatus (spotted gar)
Lineage: Eukaryota; Metazoa; Chordata; Actinopteri; Semionotiformes; Lepisosteidae
Source: RefSeq, a predicted model, not a curated record
CCGCCCUUCAGCCAGUUGAGCUGCCCUUUGCCCUUCCUCCUAGGCAGCGGCAGUGAGCACAUCCAGACGAUCUGCAGCACCUGGGGCAACGGGCACUACAAGACUUUCGAUGGGGACGUGUACCAGUUCCCGGGGACGUGCGAGUACAACCUGGCCUCCGACUGCCAAGACUCCUACCUGGAGUUCUCCGUGCACAUCCAGCGGGCAGAGCGCGAGGACCGCCCGGUCAUCAGCCAGGUGGUCGUCACCAUCAAGAACGUUGUUGUCGUCCUCCGCAGAAAGCUGGCGUCUGUCAAUGGAGACAUUUGCAAAGGCCGCAUAAACACUUGGCUGGAGCUGGACUCCAAGUACAGGAACCGCACCUGUGGGCUGUGUGGGGAUUACAAUGGGAUCAGCAUGUAUAAUGAGUUCAUCUAUGAAGGUGAAGCCCUGAGCCCCAUUACAUUUGGGAACCAGCAGAAGAUCCAUCGGCCCAAUGAGGUGUGUGAAGACCCCUAUGAGGAGGAAUCAACACCUUCCUGUUCUCAGUAUCGCACACCCUGUGAACAGCUGCUCAAGUCCAACACCUGGGCCGACUGUAUGAGCUCCCUGGACCCUGAGCCCUACCUGCAGGCCUGCAUUCAGGACAUGUGCAGCUGUAACUCUACCCUGGGUGACUUCUGUGUGUGCAGCACCCUCUCCGAAUUCUCCCGGCAGUGCUCCCAUGCUGGUGGCACUCCCCAGAACUGGAGGACUGAGAAAUUCUGCGCCAAGCAGUGUCCCUUCAACAUGGUGUACUUGGAGAGCGGCUCCCCCUGUAUGAACACCUGCUCCCACACUGACACUGUGUGUGAGUCGGGGAAGUGGGCCUGUAAGAGCCGGUCCUGUCCUGGGAGCUGUGCUGUGGAGGGGGGAGCUCACAUCUCCACCUUUGAUGGCAAGACCUACACCUUCCAUGGAAACUGCUACUAUGUCCUGUCCAAGGACUGUGACGGAGCCAAGUUCAGCAUCCUGGGAGAACUGAUUCCCUGUGGCUCCAAGGACUUGGACACCUGUCUGAAGACAGUGGUGGUGCUGCUGGAAAACGACAAGAACAAUGCGUUGCUGUUUAAAGCUGAUGGGAAAGUGCUCCACAACUCGGCUGAGAUCAGUCUCCCAUACAACAUGGCUCACCUCCAUGUCUUCAGACCCUCCUCCUUCCAUAUCAUCCUGCAGUCGGACUUUGGUUUGCAGCUGCAGGUCCAGCUGGUUCCCAUCAUGCAGGUCUAUGUGUCCCUGGAGCAGUCCUACAAAACCAAGAUGUGUGGUCUGUGUGGAGACUUCAAUGACGUUCAGAGUGAUGACUUCAAGACCCAGCUUGGGCUGGUGGAAGGCACAGCUGCCCCCUUUGCCAACUCCUGGAAGGCCCAGGCCAGCUGUCCAGACAGGUCUGACCGGCUGGAUGACCCCUGUGCCCUCAGUGUGGAGACAGAGAACUAUGCUGAACACUGGUGCUCCGUUCUGGAGACUGACAGGAAGUUUGCGGAGUGUCAUGCGCUGGUGAAUCCCAAGGACUACUACAAGAAAUGCGUGUACUCCACCUGUAACUGUGAGAAGAGUGAGGACUGCCUGUGUGCUGCCUUGUCCUCCUAUGUGCGAGCCUGUGCUGCCAAGGGUGUGAGUCUGCAGGACUGGAGGAGCACUGUGUGUGGUGAGUGGGGGAGGGAGGGACUGGGGCAGAAAUCACACUGGAACACAUAUAUAGAGAGCUGUCCUGACACCCAGAACUUCUCCUAUGGGCUCAGUGGCUGCCAGCGCACCUGUCUCUCCCUCAGCUCUGAUCUCCAGUACUGCUCCCCCACCUUCCUACCUGUGGACGGCUGCACCUGCCCUGACGGUCUGUACCAGGAUGAGCAUGGCAUCUGUGUGCCCAUGGACAGCUGCCCCUGCUUCCACAAUGGAGACCAAAUCCAGCCUGGGAAAUCCAUCACAACCAAGGAUGAGCAGUGCAUGUGCACCAAUGGGAAGUUACACUGCCUGUCUACAGAAACAUCGACUAGCUGCCCAUCCCCCAAGACCUACUUCAACUGUUCCACAGCCAGGCCAGGCUCUACAGGCCUGGAGUGUCAGAAGACGUGUAAGAAUCUGGCGAUGGAAUGUUACAUUGUUGGGUGCGUGUCGGGGUGCAAGUGUCCCGAUGGGCUUUAUGACGACGGGAUGGAGAACUGUGUCCUUGAACAUCAGUGUCCCUGUUUCCAUAAUGGAGAUGUCUUUCCUCCUGGGGUGACAGUGAGGGACAAGUGCAACACCUGCACCUGCAAGGCGGGGCAGUGGCAGUGCACGAAGGAGAAAUGCCCGGGCACCUGCACCAUCUAUGGCAGCGGGCACUACAUCACCUUCGAUGAGCAGAGGUUUGGCUUUGAUGGAGACUGUGGAUAUGUGGCAGCUCAGGACAUGUGUGGAGAAAAAUCUGCAAACGGCACCUUCAGUGUGAUCACUGAAAACAUUCCCUGUGGAACAACAGGCACAACCUGCUCCAAAUCAGUGCGGAUUUAUAUGGGGAGAACUGAGCUGAAGCUGUCUGAUGGGAAGUAUGAAGUAAUUGAACUAGACUGGGGAGAACAGGUGACGUACAGAGUGCGGUCUGUUGGCAUGUACCUCGUUAUCGAAACCAGCAUUGGGCUGGAGGUGCUCUGGGACCGGAAGACAGCCCUCUACAUCAUCCUGGAUCCAUCAUACGCAGGGCAGGUGUGCGGCCUGUGUGGGAACUUCGAUCACAACGGGAAGAACGACUUCACCACCAAGGGCCAGCUGGUGGUGGCCAGCCCCCUGGAGUUUGGGAACAGCUGGAAGGUGUCCAGCAGCUGUCCCGACGCAGAGCUCCAUGACCCCUGCUCUAUGAAUCCCUUCCGCCAUGGCUGGGCUAAGCUGAAGUGCAGCAUCAUUAAGGGAGAGACCUUUGAGGACUGCCACCCUAUGGUGGACCCCAGUCCGUAUUAUGAUGCCUGUGUCCGUGACUCCUGUGCCUGUGACACUGGAGGAGACUGCGAGUGCUUCUGCACAGCUGUGGCUGCCUACGCUGCAGCCUGUAAUAAAGCCGGUGUUUGUGUGGCCUGGAGAACACCAGAGAUCUGCCCUGUGUUCUGCGACUUCUACAACCCCCCUGGAGAGGACUGUGAGUGGCACUACAGUCCUUGCCACAGCCCCUGCAUUAAAACCUGCGAGAACCCGGAGGGAAACUGUAGCAACUCACUCCUGAAACUGGAGGGCUGCUAUGCCAGAUGCCCUCCAGACAAACCCCUGUUUGAUGAAGAAACCAAAACCUGUGUGGAGAAAUGUGGAUGCUAUAUAGAUGAAAUUCUCUAUCGUCCUGGGCAGGACGUUCCCACUGCUGAAAAGUGUACCACGUGUAAAUGCACACAAUCUGGAAACACAGAAUGUGAAAGGAAGCCUGGUUGUUGCUUUUACAAUGGAAACGAGUACAAGGAAGGAGAAUCCACUUCCCAGGACAACGAAGAAGGAGAAUGUGUAACACACAUAUGUAGAAAUGGAACCAUAACAACAUUCAACUGCAUUAUUACUACAACCAUUACAUCUACAACUCCCACUACUACACCCACAACAAUAACACCUGCAACUACCACCCCCCACAUUUCUACAACACCUUGUGAGAGGAGAUGCACAUGGACUUCCUGGUUUGAUACUACUGAUCCAGAGUUCACACCUGAUGGUGAUGACUUGGAGACCUAUGAGAAUAUUAAAAGCAAGGGUGACAACAUCUGUGAUCACCCAGAGGACAUCAAGUGCAGGGCAGUGUCCUACCCCGAGUACACCCUGGAGGACGUAGGACAGAAGGUGCAGUGCAAUGUGUCUUUUGGCCUGAUCUGCAAGAAAGAAGACAACGUGAAUUUAAUUCCUCCCAAGUGCUACAACUAUGAGAUUCAAGUGCUUUGUUGCAGUAAUACCUGUCCACCUACAACAACCCCCUACCCUCCCUCUACAACAAUCACCUCUCCACCUCCUACAACAACCCCCUACCCUCCCUCUACAACAAUCAUCCCUCCACCUCCUACAACAACCCCCUACACCCCCUCUACAACAAUCACCCCUCCACCUCCUACAACAACCCCCUACACCCCCUCUACAAUCACCCCUCCACCUCCUACAACAACCCCCUACACCCCCUCUACAACAACACCCCCUCAUACAACUUCUACGACAACCCCCUCUCCUCCACCAUUCUCCCAUACUCCGUCUACUACCAGAACAUCAACCCCGUAUCUCUCUUCUACAUCAGUAACCUCUCCUUCUCCGUCUACAUCACAUUCCACCACAUUUUCAGUAAUUACUGGUACUCAUGGUAAGCAUUCAACAGAUGGACAGAUUAAAACAGGAACAACACAAAAACCACCAUGCCCUUGCAUUUUGAAUGGAACUCAUUUUAAUCCUGGAAUGAAUAUAAGUAUUGUUAGAAAUACAAAUGGAUUCUGCAAUUACACUGUCUGUUCUGUUGCUUGUAAGAUUGAGACAAAACAAGAGCCGUGUCCUUUUGACUGCCCAACAUGGAAUAAAACAUUAAAUGAGGUCUUCUGGCUCAGCAAUUGCAAGAAGGUUAUAUGCAUUGGGAAUGAUACAAUACAGCCAGUCCCCUAUGAAUGCCCACCCACCACAAAGAUCUCCUGCUCUAACGGAAGAACCCCAGUGUUGGUUUCCGAUGAGAACACGUGCUGCCAGCAUUAUGAAUGUGACUGCUUCUGUAGUGGCUGGGGAGACCCCCAUUAUGUCACCUUCGAUGGACUUUAUUACAGCUUCCAGGGCAACUGCACUUAUGUUUUGGUGCAAGAAAUCAUACCUAAAUAUGAUCAAUUUAAGAUUUAUAUCGACAAUGUCCAGUGCAACCUGCGAGAUAAUGUGUCUUGCCCGCGUUCGAUCAUGGUUUCUUAUGGCACACAAAAAAUCACCUUGAUUAAUAAAGAUGUCACAGGCAAAGUCAAACUGCAGGUGUUGGUAAAUGACAAUGUCAUAUCAUUGCCUUUCACUGGGAAUGGCACAGAGGUCUACAGUGCUGGCAUUAACGUGGUGCUGCAGAUACCAGAGAUUAAUGCUGUGGUGACCUUCGGUGGAAUCGCCUUCACUAUCAAUCUACCUUACAGGUUAUUUGGCAAUAACACACAGGGACAAUGUGGAACCUGCAAUAACAACCAGGCGGAUGACUGCAUGCUUCCUGGAGGCCGGCUGGUCAAGGACUGUGCUGUGAUGGGAGACCACUGGGUGACAAACAAGAGCAAGCCCUACUGCAUCCCACCUGUCAUGCCCACCAGCAAACCUUCAGGCACCACCAAACCCCCCUGCAAACCUGACUCUGUCUGCGACAUCAUCAAGUCCAAGGUGUUUGCAGAGUGCCACAAGGUUCUCCCUCCAGAGCCUUUCUACCAGGGCUGUGUGUUUGACAGCUGCCACAUGAAGAACAGCUCCAUUGAGUGCUCCAGCCUGCAGACCUACGCCUCCAUGUGUGCACAGCUGGGCGCCUGUGUGAGCUGGAGAGAUGCCACGAAAGGGAUAUGCCCCCCUACUUGCCCGCCCAACUUGGUCUACAAGUCAUGUCAUCGUGCAAAGCAGCUCACUUGUGAUGACAACCCAUACGAAGACCAGGAUAUCAUCCCACUGAUAACAGAAGGCUGCUUUUGUCCUGAUGGGACUACAAUGUACAAUAAGCAGACUCAAAUCUGUGUAAAAGAAUGUGGUUGCAUGGAUCCAAAUCGUAAAGCUCGAAAGUUCGGGGAGACAUUUGAGUACAACUGCCAGAACUGUAUCUGUGACAUCAACACGAAAGGAGUGAGGUGUGAGCCAAAGGAAUGUCCAGUGAAGCCCAAACCCGACUGCAGUGGGCCAGGCUUUGUCACCACCAGUGAGACCAGCUCGACGGACCCCUGCUGCAAGGAGCUUGUCUGCAGAUGUAAUGCCAGCACCUGCCCACCCACUCAGACGGACUGCCCAGUGGGAUUCAAGCCUACUGUCGUUAUCCCUGAUGGAAAAUGCUGCCCAGAAUAUAAAUGCGAGAAAAAGGGGGUUUGUGUUUACAGCAACACAGAAUAUCAGCCGGGAUCCAGUGUUCCAGUGGAUAAAUGCCAGCUGUGCUCCUGCACCAAGGAUAUAAAUCUCACAACCCAGCUCAACAUUAUCAGCUGUGUACCCCUGCCCUGUAACAGGACCUGUGAAGAGGGUUUCCAAUAUGUCCAGUCUACCACCGACUGCUGUGGAAAGUGUGUGCAGACUCACUGUGUCAUCAAAGUGGAUGGCACCAUCCACAUACUCCAGCCUGGAGAUAAUUGGUCGCCUCCUGGAGACAAGUGUGAGCAGCACAACUGUGAGAUAAUCACCAACACUUUUGUCUCCAUCAAAACCAGGAUUCAGUGCCCUCCAUUCAACGAAAGCAAAUGCCAGCCUGAGACCAUUACGACAACUGAAGAUGGUUGCUGUAAGACAUGUGUUGAGAAGACUUGCCAGUUGACCACAGUGAAAAGGAGCAUCACUCAGAAUGGCUGCAAGUCCCCAGAUGUCAUAGAAAUGACACAAUGCGAGGGUGCCUGCAGCUCCUACUCCAUGUACUCGGCUGAGGCUGCCAGCAUGCAGCGUAAGUGCUCCUGCUGCCAGGAGGUGAAGACUCACAACCGCACCAUCCAGCUGAUCUGCCCCAAUGGGACCACCAGGCCCUACACCUACAUCCACGUGGACGAGUGCAGCUGCCAAAUCCCACAGUGCCGAGUGCCGUAGCAGUGCGAUCACCUGGAGAUCAGUACCAUGCACAGGAAGGAAAUGAGCUGCUGAGCUACUUGCCUUUGUAAUCACAUGUUUUUAGAUAGAUGACAACCCCACUAUGCUUUUAAAAUGUGCUACUUUGUUUCUGCCUUCUAAUAAAUUCUUGACUUAC